CAGAGAUUUCACGUUUAAGCUCUGGAUCUUCUGCUUCACACAAGAAGAAAAUUAAAGUUUUAAACAACCCCAAACGCGAUCUAAAUCUCAACCUCUCUCGCUCUCACGUCUCCUUCUUCUUUGAAACUUCUCUAUGUGCUUCGAGCCAGAGCAGCCGUUGAGUCAACUCGCCAGGAUUACUCACCGAGUUGGAUCCUCUCUGGUCGCAGACGCACAGGGCUUCUCAUAACCCUAUCUGUAGAUACCUCAUUCUCAGAUCUGACUUACUGAGUCGCGGCCCGUUCCGACUCGGGAAUGGCUUCUUCGGAAGCCGAUUCCCGUCUGAGCCAGGUCGUGUCCCCAGCCCUUGAGCGAAUUAUCAAGAACGCGUCGUGGCGCAAGCAUGCGAAGCUCGCUCAUGAAUGCAAAGCCAUUCUCGAAAGGCUCAGUUCGAAGCAGCCUAGUCCAGGUGAUUCCGAGCCCGAUAAUUCAGGCCCCGGCCCACUCCAUGACGGUGGGACAGAAUACUCUCUCGCCGAUUCCGAGUCCAUCCUCGGCCCUCUGAUCAACGCCUCUGCGUCUGGCGUCCUCAAGAUCGCUGAUCCAGCCGUUGAUUGUGUGCAGAAACUGAUCGCCCAUGGCUAUCUACGCGGCGAGGCUGAUCCCAGCGGUGGCACGGAGGCCAAGCUACUUGCCAAGCUGAUUGAAUCCGUGUGCAAAUGCCACGAUUUUGGCGAUGAUCAGAUGGAGCUUGCGGUUCUGAAGACACUUUUGUCCGCGGUCACAUCGAUUUCGCUGCGAAUUCAUGGCGAUUGUCUGCUUCAGAUUGUGAGGACUUGCUACGAUAUCUAUUUGGGGAGUAAGAACGUGGUUAAUCAGACCACAGCCAAGGCCUCUCUGAUCCAAAUGCUGGUAAUUGUGUUUCGGAGAAUGGAGGCUGAUUCGUCCACGGUUCCGAUUCAGCCAAUUGUGGUUGCUGAAUUGAUGGAACCGGUCGAGAAAUCUGACGCGGACGGCACGAUGACCAUGUUCGUGCAAGGAUUUAUAACCAAAAUUAUGCAGGAUAUCGAUGGAGUUCUGAACCCGUCCACUCCCGGUAAGGUUUCGCAUGGUGCGCACGACGGUGCGUUUGAGACAACAACUGUGGAGACCACGAACCCGACGGAUUUGUUGGACUCGACGGAUAAGGAUAUGUUGGAUGCAAAGUAUUGGGAAAUAAGUAUGUACAAGACGGCGUUGGAGGGGAGGAAAGGAGAGUUGGCGGACGGGGAAGUAGAGAGAGACGAUGAUUUGGAAGUUCAGAUUGGUAACAAGUUGAGGAGGGACGCGUUUUUGGUGUUCCGAGCGCUUUGUAAGCUGUCCAUGAAGACCCCUCCUAAGGAGGCAUUGGCGGAUCCUCAGUUGAUGAAGGGAAAGAUUGUGGCAUUGGAGCUGUUGAAGAUAUUGUUGGAGAAUGCUGGAGCUGUCUUUAGGACCAGUGAUAGGUUUUUGGGUGCCAUUAAGCAAUACUUGUGUCUGUCAUUGUUGAAGAAUAGUGCUUCUACUCUUAUGAUAGUUUUCCAGUUAUCUUGCUCCAUCUUCAUUAGUCUUGUUUCAAGAUUCAGAGCUGGAUUGAAAGCAGAGAUUGGAGUAUUUUUUCCUAUGAUAGUUCUCAGGGUUUUGGAAAAUGUCGCACAACCUAAUUUUCAGCAGAAGAUGAUAGUCCUUCGGUUUCUUGAGAAGCUUUGUGUUGAUUCACAGAUCUUGGUGGACAUAUUCAUCAAUUAUGAUUGUGAUGUCAAUUCAUCAAACAUAUUUGAGAGGAUGGUUAAUGGACUUCUUAAAACUGCUCAAGGUGUCCCUCCUGGUGUAGUCACCACGCUGUUGCCACCUCAGGAGGUAACCAUGAAACUUGAAGCUAUGAAGUGUUUAGUUGCUAUUCUGAAGUCAAUGGGAGACUGGAUGAACAAACAAUUGCGAAUUCCAGAUCCUCAUUCUACCAAGAAAAUUGAGGCAACUGAAAAUAGUUCUGAACCUGGAAGUCUUCCCAUUGUAAAUGGCAAUGGCGAUGAGCCUGUCGAAGGAUCAGAUUCUCAUUCAGAAGCCUCCAAUGAGACUUCUGAUGCUUUGACAAUUGAACAACGCCGGGCUUACAAGCUGGAACUUCAGGAAGGUAUAUCUCUUUUUAACCGGAAACCUAAGAAAGGUAUCGAGUUUCUUAUUAAUGCUAAUAAGGUGGGAAAUUCACCCGAGGAGAUAGCAGCUUUUCUUAAAAAUGCAUCUGGUUUGAACAAGACCAUGAUUGGUGAUUACCUCGGAGAGAGAGAAGACUUAUCGUUGAAAGUGAUGCAUUUCUAUGUGGAUUCGUUUGAUUUUCAAGGGAUGGAGUUUGAUGAGGCUAUUAGGACCUUUCUUCAAGGCUUUAGGUUGCCUGGUGAGGCACAGAAGAUUGAUAGAAUCAUGGAGAAGUUUGCUGAGCGAUAUUGCAAAUGUAAUCCAAAAGCUUUUACUAGUGCUGACACAGCAUAUGUCCUUGCUUACUCUGUGAUAAUGCUCAAUACAGAUGCUCAUAAUGCAAUGGUGAAGAACAAGAUGUCUGCUGAUGAUUUUAUACGAAACAAUCGUGGCAUUGAUGAUGGAAAAGAUUUACCUGAGGAGUACAUGAGGUCAUUGUAUGAACGGAUAUCUAGAAACGAGAUAAAAAUGAAAGAUGAUGAUUUGGCUCCUCAACAGAUACAGGCCAUGAACUCAAACAGAAUUUUGGGCUUGGACUCUAUCUUGAAUAUUGUGAUCCGAAAACGUGGGGAAGACAAGUAUAUGGAGACCAGUGAUGAUCUUAUUAGGCACAUGCAGGAACAGUUUAAAGAAAAAGCACGCAAAUCAGAGUCAGUUUAUUAUGCUGCAACAGAUGUGGUGAUUCUCAGAUUUAUGAUUGAGGUUUGUUGGGCUCCUAUGCUGGCUGCAUUCAGUGUUCCACUGGACCAAACUGAUGAUGAAGUAAUAAUAGCCCUCUGUCUUGAAGGCAUCCGAUAUGCUAUUCAUGUCACUGCUGUAAUGUCCAUGAAAACUCAUAGAGAUGCAUUUGUGACUUCUCUAGGAAAGUUUACUUCUUUGCACUCUCCUGCUGACAUCAAACAAAAAAAUAUAGAUGCAAUUAAGGCAAUAGUGACGAUUGCGGAUGAGGAUGGUAAUUACUUACAGGAAGCUUGGGAGCAUAUUUUGACAUGUGUUUCCCGGUUUGAACACCUACAUCUCCUGGGGGAAGGUGCUCCUCCAGAUGCCACAUUUUUUGCUUUUCCUCAAAAUGAGUCAGAAAAAUCAAAACAACCCAAGUCAACCAUCCUUCCCGUAUUAAAGAAGAAGGGACCUGGGAGGAUUCAGUACACAGCAGCUGCUGUGAUGAGAGGUUCAUAUGAUAGUGCUGGUAUUGGUAGCAAUGCUUCAGGAAUGGUCACAUCUGAACAGAUGAACAAUUUAGUUUCUAAUUUAAACAUGUUAGAACAAGUUGGAAGCUCUGAAAUGAAUCGAAUAUUCACACGAAGUCAAAAAUUGAACAGUGAGGCAAUUAUAGACUUUGUCAAGGCCCUUUGCAAGGUCUCCAUGGAAGAAUUACGAUCGGCAUCAGAUCCUCGGGUUUUUAGCUUGACAAAGAUUGUUGAGAUUGCGCACUAUAACAUGAACCGAAUCAGGCUUGUGUGGUCAAGCAUCUGGAAUGUGCUCUCUGAUUUCUUCGUGACAAUUGGCUGUUCUGAGAACCUGUCUAUUGCAAUUUUUGCAAUGGAUUCACUUCGCCAGUUAUCAAUGAAAUUCUUAGAGCGAGAAGAGUUGGCUAAUUAUAAUUUUCAGAAUGAAUUCAUGAAGCCAUUUGUUAUUGUUAUGCGAAAGAGUAGUGCAGUUGAAAUUAGAGAAUUAAUCAUCAGAUGCGUCUCACAAAUGGUUUUGUCUCGUGUCAAUAAUGUGAAAUCCGGAUGGAAGAGUAUGUUCAUGGUUUUCACUACAGCCGCAUAUGACGACCACAAAAAUAUUGUCCUUUUGGCCUUUGAAAUAAUUGAGAAGAUAAUUCGAGACUACUUCCCAUAUAUUACAGAGACUGAGACCACCACCUUUACAGAUUGUGUGAAUUGCCUAAUUGCGUUCACCAAUAGUAGGUUCAACAAAGACAUUAGCCUCAAUGCUAUUGCGUUUCUUCGGUUCUGUGCAACUAAACUUGCAGAGGGAGAUCUUGGUUCCUCUUCAAAGAAUAAAGACAAGGAUGGUGCUGGAAAAGUUCCUCCAUCUUCACCUCACACUGGUAAAGAUGGAAAACAAGAUAAUGGAGAAAUGCCAGAUAAGGAUGACCAUCUCUAUUUCUGGUUCCCGUUACUGGCUGGUUUAUCAGAACUUAGCUUUGACCCAAGGCCUGAAAUCAGAAAAAGUGCCUUACAAGUGCUCUUUGAAACUCUACGGAACCAUGGUCACCAUUUCUCACUUCCAUUGUGGGAACGAGUGUUUGAAUCUGUUCUGUUUCCAAUAUUUGACUAUGUGAGGCAUGCCAUUGAUCCUUCUGGGGAGAACUUGGCAGAGCAAGAAGUUGAUAAUGACUCAGGUGAACUUGAUCAAGAUGCCUGGCUCUAUGAGACGUGCACAUUGGCACUCCAAUUAGUGGUAGAUCUGUUUGUGAAAUUUUAUAGCACCGUCAAUCCACUUUUGAAGAAAGUUUUGAUGCUUCUGGUAAGUUUUAUUAAGCGUCCUCACCAGAGCCUAGCUGGUAUUGGUAUAGCUGCAUUUGUUCGUUUGAUGAGCAAUGCUGGAGACCUAUUUUCUGAUGAAAAGUGGCUAGACGUGGUUUUGUCAUUAAAAGAAGCUGCAAAUUCAACACUUCCUGAUUUCACUUUCAUAUUUAGUGGAGAUUGCAACAUUAAAACCCAUGAGCCUGCUUCAAGUAGAGAGAAUAGUGGAGAUACUGCUGUGUCUGGCAUGCCUGAUGAUGAUUCAGAUAGAGCAAGGAUACACCAUCUGUAUGCUUGUAUAUCUGAUGUUAAGUGCAGGGCUGCUGUUCAGCUUCUAUUGAUUCAGGCAGUGCUAGAGAUUUACAACAUGUACAGGUCUCACCUCUCAGCCAAAACCAUCUUAGUCCUUUUUGGGGCUUUGCAUGAUGUGGCAUACCAUGCUCACAAGAUUAACAGCAACAUGAGAUUGCGGUCAAAGCUACAAGAGUUUGGCUCUAUGACCCAAAUGCAAGAUCCUCCUCUGUUACGCCUUGAGAAUGAGUCUUACCAAAUUUGCCUCACCUUCCUGCAAAAUCUAAUUGAGGACAGACCUCCAAGUUAUGAGGAGGCUGAGGUGGAAUCCUGCCUUGUUGAUCUUUGCCGGGAGGUUCUACUGUUCUACAUCGAUACCUCUCGCAAUGGACAGAUAUCUGAAUCAUCUCUUGGUGCACAGCCUCGUUGGCAAAUUCCUCUUGGCUCUGGGAAGCGGAGAGAGUUGGCUACACGAGCUCCACUCAUUGUUGCAACUCUUCAGGCUAUCUGUAGUUUGGGAGAGGCUUCUUUUGAGAACAACUUGGCUAAUUUCUUUCCUCUCAUUUCGAACUUGAUAAGUUGUGAACAUGGAUCAAAUGAGGUGCAGGCCGCUCUCAGUGACAUGCUCAGCUCAUCAGUGGGUCCUGUUUUGCUUCGAUCAUGUUGAUGCUGGUGAAGUUGGACCCUGCAUUUUGAGAUGAGGGCCAAAACUUUUCUUCAUCAGCUUGAAGCCAUGGAAAUUGCUGGAGGAGGAUGUAAAGGAAGAAAGCCAAGGAAACUAUCUUCCAGUCUUGAUGUAUCAAACUCAGGUUUUGCAGUCAUGGAAUUGUCCAACCAGUUUAAAAAAAUUUUCGAGGUCAUUGACGUAAACGGAGAUGGGAAAAUAUCCCCCUUGGAGCUCAGUGAAGUUCUUUUGUGCCUCGGAUACGAAAAAUCAAUUGCUACAAAGGAAGCCGAAGGAAUAGUGAGAGAGAUGGACUGUAAUGGAGAUGGGUUUCUCGAUAUGGAUGAAUUCAUGGAUGCUAUGGAAGGAAAUGAGUGUGGUAAUGAUCAGGAAGACCAUCUUAGGGAUGCUUUUUAUAUAUUUGAUAGUGAUAGAAAUGGAAAGAUUUCGGCUCAGGAGUUGCAGCGUGUUCUUGUCAAGCUUGGUUGCAAUAAAUGCAGUCUUCAAUAGUGUAGACAAAUGAUUAAAGGGUUCGAUAAGAAUGGUGAUGGGUUUGUCGAUUUUGAAGAAUUUCAGCUGAUGAUGACAGGAGGUGCUAGUUAAAAACACUACUUUGGUUCAGCUUAAUGCAUAAUUAGCUUCUUUUUUGCUUUAUUUGAAUUGAAACUUGAAUGAACCGAAUUUGAAUUUAGGAGCUGGUUUACUUAUUGCGUGUAAGAGUAUUCGUAUUAGGCAGGUUAGCAGGUAAAUUAAGUAGGGCCGUAUAUGUUUGUAUGAAGAAAACGGGCUUUUUUCCAAAGAAAUUGGGACGUCCCUCUGUUUUUAUUGCUGUUUAGCCUUUGUUUUCUAACGAAAUCUUGUUGUAUGCAAAAAAUAGAAAUAAAUGGCCUAAUAGAGUAAACUUGUCUCACUUGGCACCAUUUUUCUUGGAUUCUUUUAUCCAUUCAAUGGAAAUCAGAGGUGGUCCUCUCUCUUUCUCUC
Messenger RNA from Ziziphus jujuba (common jujube), 6603 nucleotides. Its product is annotated as brefeldin A-inhibited guanine nucleotide-exchange protein 2. Gene Ontology annotation, cellular component: trans-Golgi network. Gene Ontology annotation, molecular function: guanyl-nucleotide exchange factor activity. Lineage: Eukaryota; Viridiplantae; Streptophyta; Magnoliopsida; Rosales; Rhamnaceae. The record is from RefSeq and is a predicted model, not a curated record. Bases 295 to 5625 code for a protein of 1776 amino acids. Gene Ontology annotation, biological process: regulation of ARF protein signal transduction. The transcript has 12 exons.